AUGCUUUACGUAAAUGUUAGCAGUAUCUUCUUCAAAUCCUACUCCGUAGAUCCUAUAUCGGGUCAUAUAAUUUACGUUUUCGAUUCAACAUACCUGCCAUCGCCGGAAGAAGUGGGUGAUAAACAGGUAUACGAUCUACUGAUAGAUGAGCUGAUGGAUAAAUUGAUAGGGAAACUUCCCCGGGGGCCAUUCUCGCUUGUCGUCUUCUCUUCUGGGUUCUCAAAGAAAAAAAUCAGUUGGAUUUACGGAAUAAAAAUGUUUGCGAAAUUGCCAAAGGAACUACGGGGGUUCCUUCAAAAGACUUACAUUGUGCACGAAUCAUUCUUUAUAAGAACGGUUUAUCAAGUACUUUCAAACGCGAUGAAUAUAAAAUUGCUGAGCAUCAAUCCACUACAGGACCCACAGGCAAGUUCGGAGAAUGCGGAACCGCAUUUAUUUUCACAUAAUCAGUCGAUGGUUCAUGUUGAAAAUCUCACAGAGUUGGCUACAUUGAUUGAUAUCACAACAUUGAGAAUAUCUCUGAAUGUUUAUUUACAUGACUACCAAUUCAAUGAUUAUAUUACUCUGCCCGAAGCAUAUUUCACUAGACUGUCGUCUGGCGGUGUAAGGCAAUAUCGGCAGUUAAUAUUUGAUAAGAUAUUUAAACGAUUGGUCCAUGAAGCACCUUCACAUCAAUUGGUGUUUCAAAAGCCAGGCUCAUACAAAAAAGUAAACAUUUUGCUGGAUAUCAUAGAGAGAAAUAAUUACAUUGACUUAUCACAAUGGGACAUAUAUUCUUUGGCAACCGUGUUUCUUCAUUUUUUGAAAACAAAGACGCACCCUUUGAUACCAAUAGACCUUAUUCCAUUACCUAUUAGUGACGACUACGAUUACACUUACAUGACUUUUUGUAACAUUAUUAAGUCGAAUCACUACUUCGAUUUAUUUGAAACCAUUUUCCCCUUAUUUAAGUCCCUUUUACAAGCUGCAAACGUAACAAACCAUACUAUGAGAACGCUAAGUAAGGCUUUAACACCCACCAUUUGUCAAGAAAAAGUCUCGAUGACAACUAGCGACAGAUUGGCAGUUGGAACUAGAUUCAUAGGAAAUUUACUGGAACAUUUUAAUGACAUCAUGGAACGCAUCGAAAGAGCUAGAACCGGCAGGACUCAAAUAGUUUCUCCUUUGAGGAACAAAACAACAGGGAAAUUACCUCCGCGACAGCCACUGUCAUCUCAACCAGUUAGCAGCGUUUUGCCCAGCACAACAAUGAUUCCACCCCCAGUGCCCUGUGCAAGAAAAAGCAGUCCUACAAAAUAUGGAAACCUUGAAACUGUUCGGCCGUCUAGACCGACUUCACCAUUUGCCUGCCAACAAAAAACAAGGCGUAGCACUAGCUCUACAUCAACGCUUUCAGUAGAAAAUACCAAUAGCACCUCACUUAAACCAGGAGAAGAUAUAUAUUCUUCUUCACGUGUAAAUAGCGACUCAACGGCUACUGUAUCAGAAACACCUAACAGCAGCUCUUCAAGAAUAUCCUCCUCCUCCUCCUCAUCCUCCUCCUCGCUAGUAUCGCCGGUAAUAGCAUCCGCUACCUCAGGGACAGCAAAUAUCCCUGAAUCAAUAAGCCAAAUGGUCACCGAGGAAUCAGAUACUCCAGCCCUUGAUAUUUCCAGGGAUCUGACUCAACAAUCAACCCAACAUGACAUAAAUAUAACAGAGUUGAAAAUUGAUGAUAAGUUUCUUCAAUUUGAUAAGGAUUUAACAAAAAAAAAGAAAUUGAAUUCAAACGUGGGCAAGGACAUCAAAUUUUCUGCUGAAGGAUACUCAGAUAUCAAGGUCGGAAAUAAAGUAAGCAAGCUUGCUGCCUUAUACGAAGAACGGUUACAAGGCUUUCAGGUAAUGAAUGAAAUCCAACGAAGCUCAAGAUUAUCUUGA
This is a messenger RNA of Zygotorulaspora mrakii, 1917 nucleotides long. RefSeq names its product Ecm25p (gene ECM25). Gene Ontology annotation, biological process: small GTPase-mediated signal transduction. The record is from RefSeq and is a predicted model, not a curated record. Lineage: Eukaryota; Fungi; Ascomycota; Saccharomycetes; Saccharomycetales; Saccharomycetaceae. The transcript has a single exon. Gene Ontology annotation, cellular component: cytoplasm. Bases 1 to 1917 code for a protein of 638 amino acids. Gene Ontology annotation, molecular function: GTPase activator activity.